UUUUCUCCUCCAUCUCAUCCGGCACUACUUCGACAUUCUUCCUUAAUUCAAGUCCACAUUCUAAAAGAGUCGUAACCCAGAUCAAAUGGCGACCUCUUCAGCUAUCCAAUCCAUCUUCGCUAACCGUGGCCCUGUGACUCAACUGAGCUACAGAUCUACCCUACAACGCCAGCAAAGGAAGGUCAGCUUCCCAGUACGGUGUAUGGCUGAGGAAAGCCAGCAGGAGCAACCACCAGUAUCAUCAACUUCGCCUACAACCCCUCCUACUCCUCAAUCUAUCCCCACACCACCACCUCCUCGUACGCCAAAGGUUAGCACCAAGUUUGGGGAUGUGUUGGCAUUCAGUGGGCCAGCUCCGGAGAGAAUCAACGGUAGGCUAGCGAUGGUGGGGUUCGUGGCGGCUUUGGGAGCUGAGUUGGCGAAAGGAGACGAUGUGAUAGGGCAAUUGAUGAACGGUGGCCUACCCUGGUUCUUGGGGACUACUGUGGUGUUUACCUUGGCGUCGUUGAUUCCACUUUUUAAGGGGGUGAGUGUACAGUCGAAGUCGAACGGGUUCAUGACUUCGGAUGCCGAGCUGUGGAAUGGGAGGUUUGCGAUGAUAGGAUUGGUGGCGUUGGUCUUCACCGAGUAUGUUAAGGGCGGAGCACUUGUGUAGAAGAGAAGAGAAUGAACAAAUGUAGUAAACAAAUCAUCAUGUAAUGAUGUAAUGAUACACAGUAAAUGUGUUUAUUCUUCUUAUUAUGAACAUGGCCUGUGUUGCUUCA
Macadamia integrifolia is the source of this 764-nucleotide messenger RNA. Its product is annotated as early light-induced protein 1, chloroplastic-like. The transcript is spliced from 2 exons. The record is from RefSeq and is a predicted model, not a curated record. Lineage: Eukaryota; Viridiplantae; Streptophyta; Magnoliopsida; Proteales; Proteaceae. The coding region runs from base 86 to 655 and encodes 189 amino acids.